This is a messenger RNA of Venturia canescens, 5219 nucleotides long. RefSeq names its product galactoside alpha-(1,2)-fucosyltransferase 2-like. Gene Ontology annotation, molecular function: galactoside 2-alpha-L-fucosyltransferase activity. The record is from RefSeq and is a predicted model, not a curated record. Gene Ontology annotation, cellular component: membrane. Gene Ontology annotation, biological process: carbohydrate metabolic process. The transcript has 3 exons. NCBI's taxonomy places the organism in Eukaryota, Metazoa, Arthropoda, Insecta, Hymenoptera, Ichneumonidae. Bases 1035 to 2039 code for a protein of 334 amino acids.
AAAACAGAGACAGAGAUGUCAACAUGGAUGACGGUGGAUGUCAGUUUCGCUGAGACAGAGUGGAUUCGUUUCGUUGUAUAAUCGCAAACAAAACAAAAAUACAAAUAACGAUAAAUUGGCAUAAAAAAAUUAUGAUUUUUAGAAAAGAGAAAUUUACAAAAGAAUACUCUAGUAUAAAACUGAUCAUAGAGUGUGCGAACGGUCCACGAAAAAUGGUCCACGAGCGAGUGAAUACGUAUUACGAUCGGAGAUUGGAGCAGUCAACAAAGAGUUGAGACAGAUUGGCGAUCUGUGUUUGGAAGUAGCCAAAUCUGAAUGAAUGUUCACUCAUUUGGGGUUAAGGCGAAAAAGAAUUUUUUAACCGCGAAUUCACGAGAGUGAGAAGCACUCGGCUACUGGUGGUGGUGGUGGUGGUGGUGGUGGUGUAUGGCGUUCAACAACGAAGAUACACACCGACAAUAAUCGUCGCGUAUCAUCACUUGCUGCAACAAAAACAAAUGAUGGAUGAUGUAUCCGAUAAAGUAUGUUUGCUCCUUAGCCAUGCGGAUGUUGAAAAAACGAGCGAUCCGUUCUGGUGAGAGUAUGAACUUCCCACCUUUCGAGAUGCGAGUCGGAAAGCAAAGGACACGGCACGCCUGUAGAUCCGAAAUGCCGGACUAGAUCGCUGGCUGUGGGGCAUCCCGUGGGAGAGUGCAAAUAUAGCAGUAGAGAGCGGUAGAAAUUAGAAAUAAUAAGUAACAAAUACAAAAUACAAAGGCUAAGAACAAGCAGAAAUCAAGGUAAACGCAUCUAUCGAAAAAUAGAGAGAGAGAGAGAGACAAAGUUAUCAACGGAUAUGAAAAUGAGAAUGCGAAAGAGCAGAAGCAAUAAAAAAGAAAAGAUAUUCGAUCGAGUCGGAUAAAAAGAUGGCGUAACGAUUAAGGGAAGAAGAAAGUAUUAGAUUGAGAGGAAAAAAAAGCAAAGGUGAAAUAAAAAUUUGGGUAGAGAAAAAUGGAUUGAGAGAGAUUCGGGGAGAAAGAUUGGAUUGAAUAAUAAUGAGUCACGCCCAGCAGCACGUUCUCGCAAGCGCGAUCGUACUUGCGUUGAUCGUUGUUUUUGGCAUCCAUGUCUUCCUCUUUCCAAUGUACACGUCGAGUCCUCCGGCUAGAAGAACGAAAAUAUUGGCCUACGAGCAAGCGCUCUGUCGGACGAAUUUAAAGAGCGUUAGAAUUCCUCUAGAAUGGAGAAAUCCGUGUCCGAAAUUCGGUAUUGUCUCCGCGGUACAGGGUGGUAGACUAGGAAAUCAAAUUUGGGAAUACGCAUCGGUUUGGGCGACUGCGAGAAGAACAGGACUGGAGCCUUUCAUGCCAAGAUGCAUACUAAAAACGUUGGAGGAACAUUUUGAAAAUUUGAGCAUUCCGCCGUUGAGUUAUAUCGGUAAAUGUACUCUGGACGUCAGUCAGGUGGUCAACUCGUUGGGACAGUGGAACAGCACGGACCAAAAUAUCAUUAUUCCAAGACACGCCGCAUAUUGGUCGUUGAUUCUUGUCUGGUUGGAGGACGUACGUCGUGAAUUCACUUUCAAGCCAAACUUGCGCGUAUACGCGGAAAUAAUGCUCCGUGGAAUAGCGGCACGCUUCGAUAUGAGCGAACCAACGUAUGUCGGUGUACACGUAAGAAGAACCGACUACGCCGAUUAUCUUUGGCAAAAAUUAAAAGUACGCCCAGCACCGAUACGCUAUUAUUUCGCCGCGAUGGAUUAUUUCAACGAAAAAUACAAGAAUGUUAUUUUCGUUGUUGCGAGCGACAACAUUGUCUGGUGUAAGUACAAUUUUCGUACCCGUCGUCACAGAAUAAGUUUUGUCUCGGAACUCGACGGACGUGGUCCUGGUAAGGAUCUUGCCGUUUUGUCGGCCUGUAAUCACAGUAUUAUCGAUUACGGGACGUACGGCUCGUUCGGUGCGAUUCUCGCAGCUGGCGAAACUGUUGUUUACAACGUAACAGCCUACUUUUCUACCCUCAUCGCUGAGGUAUUGCCCAAUUGGAGGAUCAUGGGUUAAGAUUCUUCAAUUCAUUUCCUUAUAACGGAUAUAUCGUAUAUAAUGAAAAAAUAUACUUUUACCGCGCGUCUUUUCGAUUGACCGAGAUAAACCGCAGAAUGUCCACAGAAUUUCUUCCCUCCCCCACCCCUGCGUUAUCCAAAAUAUCUAAACAUUUUCUCUCGACCCAUUAGUUCUCAAAAAAUAACACGAAAUAUAUAUCAUCCAAAGAGUAUUUAUAACGGUCUACUACUUAAACGUUGAACACGAAAUUAUGAGACAAGGUUAUAUAAUAGAGUUUUAUCGAGUCAUGUCCGAUCGAGGCUAAUGAAAAGCGAUCGAAUGUCAGAUCAUUUUUCAUCGUUGCUCCGAGAAUUUAUUUUAUACAAGAAAUAAAGUAAUCUCUGAUAAUUUUAUCAUUGACGGAAAAUUAUAAAUACAACAAGUUUGAAGAAGUAGUAGAGAAAGAGAGAGAGAGAGAGAGCAGAGCGGAGCAGAGCAACCAAACAAAUGAUGUUUACAACUGAACGAUGGACCAUAUUUCUCUACGAAAUUAAACACAAAAAACAUACAAACAAGCCAAAAAAACAAUGAAGAAUAAUAAAUAGUUAUUUUUUCUACGACUGUGAUUCGCAUUGCCGUGAUUGUGAAAGUUUUUGAGAGGUUUAUUAGUUCGACCGUUCCUUCUGAACGUAAUAUUGUGCUAAAGUUAUAACGAGAUUUAACAAAAAUCAUGCCGAGUCUGCCAAUGAUGAGCGUUUUGCGCGUUGCCUCAUUCAAGGCAGGUACGACUAUUAUUUUCUAGUUCAAUCACUUUUUAAUAAGAUGAGUGAAUAUAAUUUUAAAAUAUAAACAAAAUCAGAGAUAACCAUUUUUAAUAUUCUCGUAGUUUUACUUUCUGUGAACUUGAUAAAAUUAAACUUUUGCUCGAUGCCGCAGAAUAAAGGUCAUCUUAAUUUAGGGUGUUUUUUUUUUUUCUUUUUUUUUACAUACGUUUGAGAAGAAAUUCUAGGUAUCGAAUGAGAUGCGUAUUCUUCGCGGAGCAGGAAACGGCGGAAAUUUGUCCCCCCCCCCCCCCCCCCCCCCCAUUGCGUCGUUUGGUCCGGGAAAGACGAAUCUUUCGAAAAGGGUUGUAGAGAAAAUAAUGAAGAGUAUGAAACAAUGAUUAUAAAAAAUAUUUUGUACGCAUAAUUUAUUUUAUUCCUUGUCUGAAUUAACUGAAAAAUGAUAGUCAUACGAUGUCUUGAAAUCAGCGCGGGAAAAUCCACUUUUUAUAGAGUAUUAAAACGGAAGAUGAAGAAAGAGGAGAGGUGGAAAGAGGCAAAAAAUGUAGUGUGCGUAGCUGUAUAGCUUCGUAUGAAAGAGCCCGGUUAGGGUAAUGGUACGAAAAGUUAGUGUAUCGUCUCAUAUUUCAAACGAGUAGUAAUUUCAUUAGUCAGAGAUCAUUUCGUGCGCGCACAUGUCUAUAACAAAAAAAAUAAUAUGUAUCAAUGACAUCCUUUGAACGAAUAGACAAAAAACUUGUAACAAUUAUAUUCAUUGAUAAUGUUUCACGAUUUGCCGUGAUUCCAUCUGUGAUUAUCUUUCUUAUCGUGCCAAAAUUCCUAUAUAAGCAAUCUACAAAACAGAAUACAUGCAUCUGUACAUAUUCGUAUUGGAGUACGCAUGUUGAAUUUCAUUUGGAAAAUGAACAAAAAAAAAACUUGGAGAGCUAUAAAAGAUCUUUUUUCCUCUACUGCGUGAAAAGUUGACGAGAAUUGAGCUUGCUACAUUUGCCGUAUACCGCGAACCACAUAAAAGGUCAAACGAUUUGAGAUGACAAAAAAUGCGAUGAGCAAUGAUUUGAAUCGCAAAUUAGAGAGUAUGUAGAAAAAGUAUUUUAUACAAGUUCAGAGAUUUAAUAAGUGUUUUCAAAUGAAUAACCUUGUGACCUGACAUAUUCGACUUACGCCGGUAUUAAAAUGUGUAGUUUAUAGAUAAUAAAUUAUUGUUCGUCUAUAUCCAAAUAUUUAUAUAUCGAUAAUUGUAUAUGUAACGAUAAUUCGAUAUACGUGUGAAUAAUUUCAAGUCAACUUAAUCUGCAUUUUAUUGAUAUUUCCAACACCUAAUUUCGUAUUACACUUUUCCUGAUCAAGAUGAAUUUGAUUUAUUCUCCAUGAACCCAUCGUUCCGAAUCAAUUGGAAUAUAGAUGCCAUAAUAGGCUUGUUCCCAAAAUCAAUAUCAACUGCCCAUGAGUAAUAACGAAUAAGACACAUUUGAUUCAUGUGAUUUUUUUUUUUUUUUUUUUUUUCAUUCUCUGUGUUAAAAAAUGACAUUUGAUCUACGAGAAAAAUUAAACGUUGGUCAAGUUGACUUGAGAUCAUUUAUGCAUAUGUAAAAUUUGAAUUUGACGUAUUUCGUGCCUGUUCGUCGUGUUAAUAAGUCUUUGGCGGAGUCAAGUUGAGAUGAAGAAAAAAAAAAAUCCCUACAACCAUUUGGCGUUCGCGGUUACGGAAACGCUGAUUUUUCAAUAGGAUAAUGGAGAGAGAGAGAGAGAGAGAGAGAGAGAGAGAAAGAGAGAGAACAAGAAAUAAUAACAUCCGAUUGGAGCUCUUGUUCAAUUGGCAAACAAUCAAACGUAUGUGAUUCAUGGUUAUAAAUAACAUUAAAAAAAAAUAUACUGAUGGAAAAAUAGAAAUAUCAUAGAAUAUUCCGGGAAACCAUCGAUAAUCUCCGAUGCAGCGCGAGGAACGGGAAUGAGUCGUGUUGGAAUGAAAAAUCAUAAUUAUUCCGUCAUUGUUGCAAUAAAUGUUGUUUAUUAUUGAGAAAAGGAUAUGAAAAAUAGAUGUAUGUGUGUGUUCCUUUUUCAUCACGCGAUCGAGAACUGGUCCGGACUAUUGAUUGCUUAACAAAGAUUUUUAACAUCCUUGUUUACACAAGAUUUUCUUCUUGGCAGAAGAAUUUAAAAUAAUUUUUCAUUCAAACGUUGCCCAUCCUUCGUUAGAAAAAAAACAAAAGAAAAAUACGAAACACGCGUUUAAUUAGAAGGAAAAAAAAAAGUAAAAAUAAAAAAUUAAGACUAUAAUACAACUAUCAGGUACCAAUAUUAUCUAUUGUGGACAUUCCUCUGUGAUACAUUUGUCUAAUUUAUAGAAAUAAUCUCUGUCUGUUUCCGAGACUUGAUCGUCGUACAAAAUAAUAAAAUUAUAUGUGACUCGAGA